Messenger RNA from Pistacia vera, 2583 nucleotides. RefSeq names its product O-fucosyltransferase 16. The record is from RefSeq and is a predicted model, not a curated record. The transcript is spliced from 10 exons. Lineage: Eukaryota; Viridiplantae; Streptophyta; Magnoliopsida; Sapindales; Anacardiaceae. The coding region runs from base 256 to 1983 and encodes 575 amino acids.
CUCUCCUAAAACAGAAUCAGUCCAUUCAUGUUGCUUCUCUCUGACUCUGCACGGCACUCCACCAAAGCUUUGCCUUCUCUGAUUGAAUCACUUCAAAACGCACGGCUUUAAUGGAAUGAAUUCAAUUGUCGUUUUCGUUAUUUCUUUGGCUUCUUCAAAAAUGUCGACACCUCUUCAGCCAAUGUUGGAAUCAUAGCACCAAAUCCUUCUCUUUUCUUUUUUUCUCUCUCCAAACACUGAAAACACAACACGCAAAUGGCUUCUCAGCGCCGCCGCCAUCAUCACAACAACAACCGCCUCCGUCUUCUCCUCCCUGUCAUCUCGGCCAUUUUCUUUCUUCUUUUCAUUCUCUUCUUUCUUCUCUCCAUUCUAGCUCCUUCUCCCACCGAUUCGGAUCAGCUCCGUCACAGUACCAGCCACGUAUCGUCUACGGUGAUUGAUGGUCCAAGUGGGGUACCUGUUUUUCGUGUUCCGAGAGAUGGUGGCUCAUUGGAUCGUGAUAUUUGGAGCUCAAGAAAUGCCCAAUACUAUCAUGGAUGUAGUGAUUCUAGCAAGAAGUUUGCAAAAGCUGAAGACGUGACUCGUCCUAAUAGAUACCUGGCAAUAGCUGCUAGUGGAGGCUUGAAUCAGCAGAGAACUGGGAUUGUAGAUGCUGUUGUUGCUGCCCGGAUUUUGAAUGCUACUCUUGUUAUUCCAAAGCUGGACCAGAAGUCUUUCUGGAAGGAUGCUAGUAACUUUUCAGAGAUUUUCGAUGUUGAUCGGUUUAUAUCAUUCUUGUCAAAAGAUGUAAAAAUUAUAAAGCAACUUCCAAAGAAGAGAGGGAAAACUUUGAGUACUUAUAACAUGCGUGUUCCGAGGAAGUGUAAUGAAAGAUGUUAUCAGAAUCGUGUUUUACCAGUUCUUUUGAAAAGGCAUGCAGUUCAGCUGUCCAAGUUUGAUUAUAGACUCUCAAAUAGGUUGGAUACAGAUUUGCAAAAGUUGAGAUGUAGGGUUAACUACCGUGCUUUAAGUUUUACUGACCCUAUUCUUGAAAUGGGUGAAAAACUGGUCCAACGAAUGAGGUUGAGAAGCAAACAUUUUAUUGCCUUGCACCUAAGGUUUGAACCUGACAUGCUUGCAUUCUCAGGGUGCUAUUAUGGUGGUGGUGAUAAGGAGAGAAAAGAACUCAGUGCGAUACGUAAGAGGUGGAAAACUUUACAUAUCAGCAAUCCUGAUAAGGAAAGGAGACAUGGGAAAUGCCCACUUACUCCACUAGAAGUUGGUCUAAUGCUGAGAGCACUGGGAUAUGGCAGCGAUGUUCAUAUCUAUGUGGCUUCUGGUGAAGUAUAUGGAGGGGAAGAGACAUUGGCGCCUUUAAAAGCACUUUUUCCACACUUCCAUUCAAAAGAGACUAUAGCAAAAAAAGAGGAGUUGGCACCAUUUUCUCGAUUCUCAUCUCGAAUGGCUGCAUUGGAUUUUAUCGUUUGUGAUGAAAGUGAUGUAUUUGUUACCAACAACAAUGGUAAUAUGGCUAGAAUAUUAGCUGGAAGAAGGAAAUAUUUUGGGCACAAACCCACCAUUCGUCCAAAUGCUAAAAAACUCUAUCGGUUGUUCUUAAACCAGACCAACAUGACAUGGGAAGUAUUUGCCUCGAAAGUUCGUAGUUACCAGAGAGGCUUCAUGGGGGAGCCAAAUGAAGUAAGGCCAGGCAGGGGUGAGUUUCAUGAGAAUCCAGCCUGCUGCAUUUGUGAAGAUACUGUGCUCAAGGCAAAGAGUGAUUCUUUACCUAGAAAAGUUGGAAAGGAGAUGGAGCAUGCUGAAUCUAAAAAAGAUGUUAUUAUAAGUGACGAUCAGAAUGAUGAUGAUGAACUGGAAUUGUCUGAUAUGGAUGACUAUGAAGAUCAAAGAGGCUUCCCAGAGAAGGGUCUCUACAACGGAACAGCUUUGGAUUAUGAUGCAGUCACCUCUGAGGAGCCUGAGUUGGAAGAAAUGCUUUCAGACUAAACAGUUGUUGGCUCAACCUGUUACUUCUUUCAUGAGAUUUCUUGCCCUCCUUCUGUCCCCUUCAGAAAUUUUGCAGCUCUAGCCAAAAUGUUUUCAACCAUCCUUCCGAAACUUCAUACUGUACAUAGAAACAUCGGAAUGGAGAGAAAAAAGGCAUUUCCAGAUGACAUGUGGAAUAAUGAAUUUUUGACAGCGAGCAAUUUAAGCAAUUCGGAAGGAUCAUUUCAUAAAAUAUGUCAACGGACAUUUGGUCUGGAACAGAAUCCACCGAAGAUUUUUUAUUCCCUUUUGCAGCUCAGGUCGAAUCUGAACUUCUACAUAUGUAGAAUCAACUGAAUUUUAUGUCGGAAACAUUAUUGAGAGUAGAAUGAUAGGCAGCGGCUGUAAAAAAAAUUCAAAGAUCAUUCAAUGAGGUUUUUCUUUUUUCUUUUUUUUUUUUUCUUUUUUUUUCAAAUAACUUAAAUUCAUAGUGAUUUUGCUUUGUCUGUGAGUUGCAGUUGUUUUUGUAUAUUUAUUUAUGAGUAGUUCAAGGAAUUGUGGUAUAAAUCCCUUCUGUAUGAGUUGUAAUUAUCAUCCGUUUGUUGGUUAUUUUUUAGAUAU